AUGAAGCUGUUCUUUGUCGUCGCAUUUUUGGCUGUUGUUGCAGCCGUUCCAUCCAGCUACAAGCCAGAAUACAAAGAUUCCAGCUAUCCUGCCUCAAACUACCCGGCACCAAAGUACCCCGCACCAGCCUAUCCUACCCCCAGCUAUAACAAGGAUAACAAAUACUUUGAUAUCACCAUCACCAGCCAAUCUGACGAGCGCAACCUCGAUGGCAGCAGCCAAUGGAGCUAUGCUCAGUCUGACUACACAACUCGGGAACAGUCUCAGGUCCAGAAGAAAAUACAAGGAGUCACCUACGACUCUUAUGGAAAAGAAUCGUACGGUGAAGUCCUAGGCAACACUAACAAGGGGUCGUCUUACUGGGUUUCUCCUGAAGGACAGAAAUUCACCUUGACGUGGACUGCUGAUGAUGCUGGAUUCCAACCCAAAGGUGAUCACUUGCCCAUUGCUCCCGUCCACGUCUACGAGCUCCCAGUUGCUCCUGUCCACAUCCCUUUCAACGGGAAAGGCUACAAGGUCUAUUAG
This is a messenger RNA of Daphnia carinata, 525 nucleotides long. Its product is annotated as endocuticle structural glycoprotein SgAbd-3-like. The record is from RefSeq and is a predicted model, not a curated record. Gene Ontology annotation, molecular function: structural constituent of chitin-based larval cuticle. Gene Ontology annotation, cellular component: chitin-based extracellular matrix. Lineage: Eukaryota; Metazoa; Arthropoda; Branchiopoda; Diplostraca; Daphniidae. The coding region runs from base 1 to 525 and encodes 174 amino acids. The transcript is spliced from 3 exons.